AUGGCACCGCCGCCAGAAAUCGCCAUCCCUUCCACCAGCGUUUCCGACGAAGGCUCCAAGAAACCGUAUACACUGUACAACAUCACGCUUCGACUACCUCUGCGGUCUUUUGUCGUUCAGAAACGAUACUCCGAUUUUAACGAUCUUCACCAGACUCUCACGCAACAAGUUGGCGCUCCGCCACCCGAACCUCUACCUGCCAAGCACUGGCUGAAAUCGACUGUGAACUCAGUCGAGCUGACACGCGAUCGCCAAGUCGGACUUGAGAAAUACUUGCGCGGUAUUGCAGAGUCACCCGAUCGAAGAUGGCGCGAUACUUCAGCAUGGAGAACAUUCUUGAACCUGCCAAGCUCAAGCACAACAAACUCGGCGAUAUCAGCAGGCGGGAUGGUUAAGAGCACUGUCGCUGGCGCAGCUGACCCGGGUACAUGGCUCGAUAUCCACCGCGAUCUGAAGCAGAACCUUCACGAGGCUAGACAAUGUCUGUCGCGCCGAGACGCAGCUGUGGAUAGUGGCAACUCCACGGCUGCAGCAGAAGCAGGCGCAGCCGCCAAAAGGGUUCUUGUUCGAAGUGGAACAUUGAUCGCAACACUUGCAGAUGGAUUACGAAGAAUACAGGAGUCGGGCCGGUUGGGUGAAGGCGAGCUACGGCGUCGUCGGGACCUGGUUUCUCAAGCCCGGAUGGAACGAGAAGGUCUGGACAAACUCUCUAACAGCAUGUCCAGCUCAACAUCAGCCGCAGGACGGGGUGGAUUCAGUCAAGGCCAGGCGUCAGCAGCCGAUAAAGCUGGACUUCUCAAGGGAGGUCGUCCGGCCGGUCGUGUCCUAGGCGCUCCUUUACCAGAGACAGAUAAGACACGAGAACUGGACAACUCAGGAGUGCUUCAGCUACAAAAGCAAGAGAUGCAAAACCAGGAUCUUGCAGUUGAUCAGCUCACAGCAGUCAUUCGACGACAAAGGGAGAUGGGAGAAAGAAUUCACGAAGAGGUUGAAGACCAGAUCCGGAUGCUUGACGAACUAGACCAAGACACCGAUCGAACCGGCGCAAAGCUGAAGGUCGCCAACAACCGAAUCAAGAAGAUGUGA
This is a messenger RNA of Fusarium sp. VM40, 1086 nucleotides long. NCBI's taxonomy places the organism in Eukaryota, Fungi, Ascomycota, Sordariomycetes, Hypocreales, Nectriaceae. The record is from the annotation of a GenBank genome assembly.